UAAAAGGAGUAACAACCCAUCUGUGGAAGCCCAAUAAUAAUAGCUGUCUUCCCUCCUCAAGCUACAACGGCUAUAUUAUUUAAAUAAACACAAAUGACCAAAAAGCCCUCCGCGCCCCUAAAGCACAAAUCUUAAAUUCUAAACGUUACUCCCACGAAAGAACCCUAUUAUAGUCUUUUCACCUGAAUUCCAACGUUCAAAUAUUUGUCAAUUCUACAACGGUCAUCUCAAUUUCAAAAAAAAUAUAACAUCCCUCUUUCUUCCCUUCUUUGAUCAACAGACACACUCUCUUUUUAUCUCCAACAAAGAUCUAAACUAGAUUCUCUAAAAAAAAAAAAAACCAGCUACAAAUUAAAAAAAAAUAAAAAACUUUCCAUUAAAAUCCAUAAUUCUAAUUUCUCGAAUUCCUUCCAUUUUAGCAAAAAUGAAUGAUUUGAUGACAAAGUCAUUCCUGAGCUAUGUUGAUCUAAAGAAGGCGGCGGCGAAAGAUGUCGAAAAAGAUUUGGAAUUGGGAAUGUCAGUAGCUAAUUUAGACCCAAAAAUGGAAGCAUUUUUGGAAGAAGCAGAGAAAGUGAAGGCAGAAAUUGGUUCAAUUGAAGAUACAUUGAAAACCUUGGAAGCGUCGAAUGAGGAGAGUAAAUCAUUGCAUAAACCAGAAGCUUUGAAGGCGCUUCGAAGCCGAAUUAGUGUUGAUAUUGUAACUGUGCUUAAGAAGGCUAAAGCUAUUAAAGCUCGCCUCGAACAGAUGGACCGUGCUACUGCUGAAAAUCGCCGCCUUUCUGCUGAUAUGGGUACCCCCAUUGAUAGAACUAGAACAUGUGUGAUAAAUGGUCUAAGAAAGAAGCUGAAGGAGUUAAUGAUGGAAUUCCAAGCACUAAGGCAAAGGAUGAUGUCUGAGUACAAGGAAACAGUAGGAAGAUGCUACUAUACUGUCACAGGAGAGAACCCAGAUGACGAUGUAAUCGAAAAGAUCAUAUCAAAUGGUGCAGGAGAAGGUGAAAUUUUAUCCCAUGCUAUCCAAGAGCACGGCCGAGGCAAGGUGUUGGAGACAGUGAUCGAGAUCCAAGGCCGCCACGACGCGGCCAAGGAGAUCGAAAGGUCCCUGUUGGAGCUUCACCAAGUGUUCUUAGACAUGGCUGUGAUGGUUGAGGCUCAAGGGGAGCAAAUGGAUAACAUUGAGCAUCAUGUUAUUAAUGCAUCAAAUUAUGUUCAAGAUGGUAAUAAGAAUCUUAAGAAGGCUAAAGAUUAUCAAAGGGGUAGUAGGAAGUGUAUGUGCAUUGGGAUCAUAGCAUUAUUGGUGAUCAUACUAUUGAUUGUCAUUCCUAUUAUUGCUAGCUUAAGUCAUUCUUAAGUUUAUACUUUGUUUCUUUGUCUGUGUUCUUGGAUUAUGUGUAAUGGAUGAUGUGUGUAAUUAGGGGCUGUUACUCAAAGCUCCCUUAAUUCUAUUAAGAAAUUAUUUCAUUCA
This is a messenger RNA of Beta vulgaris subsp. vulgaris (sugar beet), 1465 nucleotides long. RefSeq names its product syntaxin-related protein KNOLLE. The coding region runs from base 425 to 1351 and encodes 308 amino acids. Gene Ontology annotation, cellular component: SNARE complex; plasma membrane; endomembrane system. Lineage: Eukaryota; Viridiplantae; Streptophyta; Magnoliopsida; Caryophyllales; Amaranthaceae. Gene Ontology annotation, molecular function: SNARE binding; SNAP receptor activity. The record is from RefSeq and is a predicted model, not a curated record. The transcript has 2 exons. Gene Ontology annotation, biological process: vesicle fusion; intracellular protein transport; exocytosis.